UUCAAGCCACGAUAUAAUAUAUAUCUAUCCAUCACUUUCACCUGAUUUUUCCUCACUAGGGCUGUAAAUGUCUCACUCUCCAGAGCUCCAACGUUCAAGCUCCAUGGAUGGACUCGUAUCCUUGAGAGGUUUAAAUCCGGAUGCACCGGUGUUCAUGCCGAAUCUUUAUCCGCAGUUUACGCUUUAUCCAAUUUUUCCCACUCCUCGUCACUACUAUCUAUCACAUCUAACCUCACAUUUCUGCUACCACAACCCUUAUAUUCAAAGUUUUUCAUGGCCAGCUCUCUAUACUGACACCUACUUCCAAAGCAAGGGUUUUCCACCUCAACCGGAGAACAUGCCGGCAGUUGAAGCAACGACGCCUUCAGUGACUGCGCCUUCGGAACAGACCAAUAAAAUGCACCGUGUUUCCAGUGUAGAUCAAAGAGCAGCUGUUCAAAAGGUUAAUCUGGGGAAGUAUGGGACGCCAUCCUGUCGGGGGCGAGGUGGUGCUUGUGUUAGGCAGGCUUGGUCGACGAAGUGUGGUAACGGUGGGAAUAUUGGUCGUAGAAAUUCGGGGAACUUAAACGGCUAUACUCGAAAGGCGGACUCUCUGAAUACUCGGGGUCGGUCCUGUGCCCGGGAUGAGAAGAAAAAGUCUUCUCCGGUGCUGCCUGUGCAUUGUGGUGUAGGAAAAACCACCAUUAUGAUAAGAAAUAUACCAAGCAAAUACACACGUAAGAUGUUGGUGGAAUUCCUGGACGAGCAUUGCAAGUUGGAGAAUGAAAAAGUGGAGACUGAAGAACAAAUCGUGUCCGCUUUUAAUUUCGUAUAUUUGCCUAUAGACUUCAGCACUGGGUGUAACAAAGGAUACGCAUUCGUUAACUUCACCGACCCUCGCGCCGUGUGGAAGUUUUACCUUGCGGCUAACAACCAGUCAUGGGAGCUUUUUCAUUCAAACAAGAUACGCCAGAUAGCCUUCGCAAGACUCCAGGGAGAGGAACUGGUGAGGCACUUUGAGAGUAUGGGAUUUCCGUGUGAAUCGGACGAAGUCUUGCCUGUGUCCUUUAGCCCUCCUCGCGAUGGCUCGAGGGAUUUCGGGAAACAAAGUAUAGUGGGGAGAUGUAUCCGCACGGGACCUCGUGGACACAGGCACGAGAGGGUUCGCUGAGCACAGACACAGGCUUGCACAAUGAAAUCUUAGCCGUUGGACCUGGUGGCUCUGAUGAUUGAUGAGACAAGUUUCUUGUCAAUUUCUUCAUCAUCAUCAUGCUUUGGCUUUUUUUCUUCAGCUCUUAGUUUGGUUUAAAUUCCUUCUAUUUUAGUUGGGGUUGUAAUUUCUAGACGCUUAGGAAUGGUUUGCAUAGCUAGUGUACGUACGUAACGUAACUGUGUUGCUUGGCGCUUAGUUAAUGCCAGUGACGAGGGUGGAGCUUGGCACCUGAACCUAAAGGGUCCGUGGGAAGGAAUACGUGGUGGGCUCCACCCUCGAGAUGUAUUGUUGUGAAUUGUCAAUGGUUCAUAACAAGGACUGAGAUGUUGUACUUCUC
Molecule: messenger RNA, 1529 nt
Organism: Juglans microcarpa x Juglans regia
Lineage: Eukaryota; Viridiplantae; Streptophyta; Magnoliopsida; Fagales; Juglandaceae
Product: protein terminal ear1 homolog
Exons: 4
Coding region: 68-1150 (360 amino acids)
Molecular function (GO): RNA binding
Source: RefSeq, a predicted model, not a curated record